GCUGUUGCUGGUGCAGACGAUGAUGCUGCGAUGUGGACGAUGUGAAGUGUUCACUUCGUCGCACGACCUCAGUGAAAUGUUCCUCGUCGAGCGGGACGUCAUCUCUGCGCUGCAGAAAUACCUCGUCAAGGCAGAGAUUCGUCUGGGGCGAAUACGAAGAUACAUCCAGGAGUAUGAGGCGGUGAAAGCGGACGCUGGGUGGACGGGCUUAGAUGGCCCGCCGUCCCUCGUCGCCCACGGGCUGGCGAAUUUCGUGGAGGACAACGAGGGACGGGAGGACGACGCUUCGUCGUCCAUCGACGUCCCUACGUCGUCCAUUGACGUCCCUACGUCGUCCAUGGACGUCUCGAAGACGACAUCUUCGUCACGGGGACGUGUGGGGGUGGAUAAACUUGCGGGUAACCCACUACACGCCUUCCACCUCAUGAAGAGGAUGACGGUUUACUGGAAGCACAUCGACGAGGAUGUCGUCCGGGAGGAGUGGGCUGGUGGGUGGAGUGGGCUGGUGGGUGGAGUGGGCUGGUGGGUGGAGUGGGCUGGUGGGUGGAGUGGGCUGGUGGGUGGAGUGGGCUGGUGGGUGGAGUGGGCUGGUGGGUGGAGUGGGCUGGUGGGUGGAGUGGGCUGGUGGGUGGAGUGGGCUGGUGGGUGGAGUGGGCUGGUGGGUGGAGUGGGCUGGUGGGUGGAGUGGGCUGGUGGGUGGAGUGGGCUGGUGGGUGGAGUGGGCUGGUGGGUGGAGUGGGCUGGUGGGUGGAGUGGGCUGGUGGGUGGAGUGGGCUGGUGGGUGGAGUGGGCUGGUGGGUGGAGUGGGCUGGUGGGUGGAGUGGGCUGGGUCGGGUUAAGGGCUGUCUCUUAUACACAUCUAGAUGUGUAUAAGAGACAGUCGCAAGACUGCGUGUAUCUCGGCAAGCACGCGUACAACCUCGGCCUCCUGCAGCAGGCGGUCGACUGGUUCACAGAGGCGCGUCUGUUGGCUGACAGAGAACACAACCACACCGUGACCCUGGAGCAAGUUGACCAGUUCCUCGCUGCCGCUGUCGAUGCUCUUGAAAAGUCCCUGAUGGUUGAAGCAACCCCGAAUCAGCCAGAAGAGAACAGUCCUCCCAACAGCAACUUUAAAGAAAACGGAUCCGAUGUCCUCUUGAAAGAAAAUGAACAAAGUUUAUGGCAAACUAAAGAAAACAUUCAGUCUGCGGAAGAGCUCGCCCCCGGAUUCCAAUAUUUUGGACCUCAUUUGGACGAGCAGAAUUUUUUUGCCCUCUGCAGAGGAGAAAAAAUUCUUCCGCCCGAGGCAGAGCGACUGCUCACCUGCCACUACGGCGCCCCCGAGGGGCCCAGCGCCCCCCUCGCCCCCUCCCUCACCCUCUCGCCCCCCAAGGUGGAGGUUCAUCACCGCGGCCCGUCCCGCCUCGUCACCUUCCAUGACGUCAUCUCCGACACUGAAAUAUUGCAAAUUCAACGUCUGGCAGACCCCAUUCUGUCGCGGGCGAUGGUGCAGGGGCUGGAGGGCAAAGGUAACACCAUCAGCGACACGCGAACCUCUAAGUUGAAGAAUAUUGACCCACGGGAGCUAGAGAUGGGCGACCGCCUCGCCACAUUCAUGUUCUACCUGAGCGACGUGGGGGUGGGGGGGGCGACAGCGUUCCCCCGCCUGGGGGUGGCGGUGCCCCCACGCCGGGGGUCUGCCGCCUUCUGGUACAACCUGGCCACGUCUGGAGCACCGGACGAGAGCACGCUCCAUGGGGCCUGUCCUGUGGUGCUCGGCUCCAAGUGGGGUGAGUGGGCUCCAAGUGGGACCGUGCAGACGCUGGACGUGUGCAGACCUUGCAGACGCUGGACGUGUGCAGACCUUGCAGACGCUGGACGUGUGCAGACCGUGCAGAUGCUGGACGUGUGCAGACCGUGCAGACGUUGGACGUGUGCAGACCGUGCAGACACUGGACGUGUGCAGACCGUGCAGACCGUGCAGACCGUGCAGACCGUGCAGACCGUGCAGACCGUGCAGACGGUCUAG
Messenger RNA from Hyalella azteca, 2011 nucleotides. RefSeq lists its product as uncharacterized. Gene Ontology annotation, molecular function: L-ascorbic acid binding; iron ion binding; procollagen-proline 4-dioxygenase activity. Gene Ontology annotation, biological process: peptidyl-proline hydroxylation to 4-hydroxy-L-proline. Gene Ontology annotation, cellular component: endoplasmic reticulum. Lineage: Eukaryota; Metazoa; Arthropoda; Malacostraca; Amphipoda; Hyalellidae. The record is from RefSeq and is a predicted model, not a curated record.